Molecule: messenger RNA, 510 nt
Organism: Rotaria sordida
Lineage: Eukaryota; Metazoa; Rotifera; Eurotatoria; Philodinida; Philodinidae
Source: the annotation of a GenBank genome assembly
AUGGGCGAGUACUCGAAAGCACUUUCAUCGUUUGAACGAUCAUUUGAAAUCAAAAAAAUAGCUCUCCCUCCGAAUCAUCCCGACUUGGCUCCUUUCUACAACAACAUCGGUUUGGUGUAUGAUAACAUGGGUGAGUACUCGAAAGCACUUUCGUCGUAUGAACGAUCACUUGAAAUCCAAAAAAUAGCUCUCCCUCCGAAUCAUCCCGACUUGGCUGCUUCCUACAACAGCAUCGGUUCAUUGUAUAAUAACAUGGGCGAGUACUCGAAAGCACUUUCAUCGUUUGAACGAUCGCUUGAAAUCAAAAAAAUAGCUCUCCCUCCGAAUCAUCCCUCUUUGGCUGGUUCCUACAACAACAUCGGUAGUGUGUAUGAAGACACGGGCGAGUACUCGAAAGCACUUCAAUAUUACGAAAAAGCUCAAGACAUCUGGAAAAAAUCGCUAUCUUCAAAUCAUCCACACAUUGUACUUGUGAAAAGAAACAUUGAAAAUGUAAAAAAGAAAAUGUAA